Penicillium canariense is the source of this 1566-nucleotide messenger RNA. RefSeq names its product fungal specific transcription factor domain-containing protein. The record is from RefSeq and is a predicted model, not a curated record. Gene Ontology annotation, molecular function: zinc ion binding; DNA binding. Gene Ontology annotation, biological process: DNA-templated transcription. The coding region runs from base 1 to 1566 and encodes 521 amino acids. NCBI's taxonomy places the organism in Eukaryota, Fungi, Ascomycota, Eurotiomycetes, Eurotiales, Aspergillaceae. The transcript is spliced from 2 exons. Gene Ontology annotation, cellular component: nucleus.
AUGAGAACAGGGACAUUAGCCAGUCCGCCACCGCAAGAUACCGAAAGACUGUGUGAAAUAUCCACAACGGAGCUGCUGCAGGCAGCUGAGUUCUUUCGCGACAAUUUUGGUUCGACCUUGCUGUUUUUCUUUGAUCCGCUCACGUUUUCAACCCGAUUUAGCAAUAGAGAGCUGUCUCCAAGUUUGACUUUCGCGGUACUUGCUCUGACUUCUCGAUUUGGCCCUUGGAGCUCUGCAGACGAGUCGUGGAAAUAUUACAGCCAUGCUCAAGCGCUGCUGCAGAGAACCGGCGAUGAUAUAUCACUUCACCGAGUCCAGACCUAUCUUGUUCUGUGUGUCUAUGAGGUCGGGUGUGGGCUUGAAUUCAGAGCUUGGAUCCAUAUAGGAAAUGCAAUCCGCGUGGCUCAAAUCCUUCGCCUGCCAGUGAUGGAUCAGCGUCCUUCUCCAUUUGACUGGGGCAAACCGGAACCAACCGUGAACGAGGACCGCGUGACUCAAGAACUUCAGCGUCGGACUUUUUGGAGUUGUUUUUUCCUCGAUAAACUUCUUUCGAAUGGCCGAGAUCGACCAAGUGGAAUUCAAGAGAAAGACAUUUUCUGCGACCUUCCCGUCUCCGAGGAAGAUCUCAUCUUUCGAAAAUUCGACCAGUCUUUGGCAUUGGGUGACCCCGAGUUGUGUCAGAAAGGGCGGCAGAAUCUUUACAUCUUUCUAAUCCGCAUACUUCUCAUACUGGGUGAUAUCACUGCUUGGCAUGGCAGAGGUGGUCGGCAUGCCGAUGAACGAGCUCCGUGGGAAAAGGAAAUGCCCUUUACGGUGCUUGACGACCAGUUGAACGAAUGGGAAAAGCAAAUGCCGACCCAUUUUCAUUAUUCCCGGGAAUGUUUCGCGGCCCUGUCCAUGGUCAGCACCGCCCAAUUGAAAAUCUGGGGUUUGACUUAUCUCUUCUUCUUUUUGGCGAAAGCCAGUCUUCAUCGGGAAUAUUAUCCUUUUGUUCCGGAAAAAGGCUACGCGCCUUGUGAGUGUCCCUUUGACCCGGUAUCAACACCAAGCAACUGGGGAAAUCCCCCGACAGGCUGGCGAAAAGAGUCUGUGAGAAAGCUUCUCAGCAGCUCUCAGUCAAUCAUUGAAUUAUAUGGCUGGAUGAUGACGAAGCUGUCCCCUUUUCCUGGUGUCUACCCAUUCAUGGGUCUAUGUCUGAUGACAUCGGCGAGUGUCAAUUUGUUCUUUACAUCUCUCGAUGAGGAUAUCGCUGACCAAUCUCGUUGCCAACGAUCCACUGAGUCAAGUUUGAAAGAGGGCAUCGAUGCGAUGCAGAGUCUGAAGCAAUUUUGGGAUCUCCCCAGAUAUUGGAUCAACCAAAUCUCAUUAUAUCGUGCCCUACUCGAGAGGUCCAAAGAAGUCGACGAGCCAAUCUCAAAAGAAGGGUUCCGAAAACUCACCGAUGGUAUUAUGAACUACCUGCGUGAAUCUCGGGGCACGGGGGACAAGCAGGAUGCCAAUAUGCCAGCCAGUCAACUGCCUGAAACAACACUCACUCUCCCCGGUGUUGGCGUUCAAUUAAAGUAA